CCCGCGAGCAGAGCGCUCUUCCUCUCCCCCGCUUCCUGUUGCGACCUCUCUUUCGCCGACCCUCUUCCGCCUCAUUUCCUGUCUUGGUCGAUCCCUCGUCUCCAGUGGUGGGCUCCUGAGGGUUUGGAAAUGCGCCCCCUUUUUGGGUUCUGUCUUGGUUUUGAUUAAUCGUUGUGUGACGGAUAAUGCUGGCUCGAUAGCAGAGGUGGCAACGGGUUAUGGAUUCGAAAGGAGAUGCGGCUGCGAUCACGCCGCUGCGGACCAGCGACCGGCUCCGGCAACGACCAAAGUACUUCGGCCGGCCUUUCUUGUACUAUAAGCCUGUGAUAAGGAAGAAGAUCAAAUCCAAGAAGAGGACUGCAGCUUCCCAGAUUGCAAAGAAGCUGCUUAGGCCGAGGAACCACCCUGUUCAGAUGCCCCCUCCGGAUUCUAUUGCAGCAAACUUACGGCGCUCUACAAGAAAAAGAAAGAUUUCAAUAAACCUGGAAGACUAUGAAACAGACACUUCAGGAACAGAAGAUGACGAUUUAAUGGCUCCCAGGUAUCGUUCUUCAAAAAACAAGGCAGAGAACAAUGCUAGCCAUGAUGAAGCAUCAACCUCUCCAAGGAACAAAAAGAUUACAAAGACUAAUUCCCUUCCCCGCCGUGAGGGUUUACGACCUAGAAGACUGUUGAGUCGGAGAAGAGCACAACCUUAUGAAGAAUCAGAAGAAGACCAGGAUAGCUCUGAAGACCAGGCUGCCGAGGAUGAAACGGAAAAUGGAAAUGACACAGAGGAGGAUGCUGGAAAUGAAGAGGAUGGUGAUGGGGGAGAUGAAGUAGCAGGAGAUGGGGAUGAUGAAGAUGGUGAGGAAGAGCAGGAAGGAAGGAGACGAUAUGACUUGCGGAAACGUUCUGAGAAUCAUAGAUUAUCUAGUGAGAAGGAGGGAAAAGAGAGGCCCCGAUCCCCACGUAGAGUACUUCAUCAUGGUAUGGGCUCCAAAAGCAAUAGGUAUCUAAGAAAAGGUGGAUCUCGAGUACAUAGACGUCAUCGGCUUUCAUUGCCUGAUGAUUCUGACGAUUCCCUUCUUGUGGACGAAAUGGACCAAGGUCCCUCUAUUCCUUGGACACGCAACGGAAGCAGAAGUGGGACACCAUGGCUCUUGGGUGGUCUAGACAUGCACGGUGCAACAGCCUGGGGACUAAAUGUUGCUGCAUCUGGUUGGGUCUAUCAGGGUGACAAUAUUACUUAUCUAACUUCGGGUAUUCAAACAGCUGGGCCAAGUUCAAAGGGAGGGGCAGACAUUCAGCCAUUACAAGUUGAUGAAAGUGUGAGUUUUGAAGACAUAGGGGGUCUAUCAGAGUACAUUGAUGCAUUAAAGGAAAUGGUAUUCUUUCCAUUACUGUAUCCUGAUUUCUUUGCCAAAUAUCACAUAGCUCCCCCGAGAGGAGUUCUGCUUUGUGGUCCUCCUGGCACCGGAAAAACAUUAAUAGCUAGGGCAUUAGCAUGUGCUGCUUCAAAGGCUGGUCAGAAGGUUAGCUUUUACAUGCGUAAGGGAGCUGAUGUUCUCAGCAAAUGGGUUGGAGAGGCAGAAAGACAGCUGAAACUGCUUUUCGAAGAAGCUCAAAGGAAUCAGCCCUCAAUUAUUUUUUUUGAUGAGAUAGAUGGCCUUGCUCCAGUUAGAUCCAGCAAACAAGAGCAGAUUCACAAUUCUAUUGUUUCAACAUUACUUGCUUUGAUGGAUGGACUUGAUUCUCGUGGACAGGUUGUCCUGAUAGGUGCAACCAACAGAAUUGAUGCCAUUGAUGGAGCGUUGCGCCGCCCAGGGCGUUUUGACCGGGAAUUUGUUUUUCCUUUGCCUGGUUACGAGGCACGUGCUGAAAUAUUGAAGAUUCACACACGAAAGUGGAAGGAACCUCCAUCAAAAGAGCUAAAGAUGGAACUUGCAGCUAGUUGUGUGGGAUAUUGUGGAGCAGAUCUGAAAUCUUUAUGCACAGAAGCUGCUAUCCGUGCUUUUCGUGAGAAGUACCCCCAAGUGUAUACUAGUGAUGACAAGUUUGUGAUUGAUGUUGAUUCCAUAAAGGUUGAAAAACAUCACUUCUUAGAAGCCAUGUCUACGAUUACUCCUGCUGCUCAUAGGGGAUCUAUUGUGCACUCCAGGCCUUUGUCUUCAAUUGUUGCUCCAUGUUUGGAAAGACAUCUCCAAAGAAUAAUGAAACAUGUAUCUGAUAUUUUUCCUUGCCUUCCAGCUGUAGAUGUCAGCAGGCUAUCUGUUCUUUCCUUUGGCUCUGCACUUCCUCUUGUUUAUAGGCCUCGCCUUCUGAUAUAUGGGGAUGCAAGUGCUGGAUUGGACCAUGUUGGGCCUGCUGUCCUACAUGAAAUGGAGAAGUUUCCUGUUCACUCUCUUGGACUUCCAUCUCUUCUAUCUGAUCCUAGUGCAAAGACACCAGAAGAGGCUUUGGUGCAUAUAUUUGGUGAAGCAAGAAGAACUACUCCUUCUAUACUCUACUUACCUCAGUUCCAUAUUUGGUGGGAGACAGCACAUGAACAGCUUAAGGCUGUUUUGAUGAGUCUUUUAGAGGAAUUGUCUUCCAAUCUUCCAAUUUUACUGAUAGGAACAUCUUCAGUGUCCUUGAGCAAAAUGGAUGAAGACUCCACUUCCAUCUUUGCUCUCUGUAAUGUGUAUCAAGUGGACAAACCGGCUGCAGAUGACAGGUCACGCUUUUUGGAGAAAUUGGUUGAAGAUAUCUUGACUCUUGAAGUUGAUGAGUCAACAAGCAAAUUAAAAAAAGUAACAUCUCUUCCAGAACUCCCCAAGGCCCCUCAGGAAGUGAGUGGUCCAAAAUCUUCAGAGCUUCAGGCAAAAGCAGAGGCGGAGCAACAUGCCCUUCGUCGGCUGCGGAUGUGUCUCCGGGAUGUUUGUAAUAGGAUUCUAUAUGACAAGCGAUUUAGUGUGUUCCAUUAUCCAGUCUUGGAUGAGGAUGUGCCUGACUAUCGUUCGAUUGUUCAUAAUCCCAUGGAUAUGGCCACUCUGUUGCAGCAUGUCGAUUGUGGGCAGUAUCUCACGUGUGCAGCAUUCUUGCAAGAUAUUGACCUUAUUGUGGCUAAUGCCAAGACAUAUAAUGGAGAUGACUACAAUGGAGCUAGAAUUGUCAGCAGAGCUUAUGAGCUUCGAGAUGUGGUGCAAGGUAUGUUGUCACAGAUGGACCCAGCUCUAGUCUCAUUUUGUGACAACAUUGCAGCACAAGGUGGUCCAUUGUUGUUGGCAGAUGAUGUGGAAGCGUUGAAUGUUCCAACAGCACCUGUUGUUCAACUGGCUAACGUUCCUAGAACAAGUGAUCGACUUUGUAAUGUUCAGCCAAAUGUAAAUCUGGCACAAAGUUAUGAAGCAAUAAAACUGCCAAAGAAAAACACCGACCGUACAGGCUCAGGCAGGGAGGAGAGAGGUACUGCUGAACCUGAUCAGAUAAAGGUCAGCUCUCAUCCAGGAUUCCAAGAACCAGAUAGAAAUGGUCCAUGGAGACAACCAGAAAACCACACUAAUCGCGGACCAGCAGAAGUAUCGGAGGCAGCUUUCAGCCAACCGGCCAAUGAAAACAUUGAUGAUGCGACGAAGGCCGAUGCAGACAUAUCUGAGCAAAUUGAUUCUGUGAAGAAGCAUCUCAUCGAGCGAACGGAAGGCUAUGGAGUGCCACAGCUUGAGCGGCUCUACACCCGAGUGAUGAAAGGUGUGAUGGCAGCAGGAAGUCAACAUAGAGAAGAUAGUAGGCAAUUGGUUUUGGGUCAUCUUUUGAAAUUUGUUGAGGACGACAAAAAUUUUUAAGCAAUAAGUUUCUCUUUUUUUCUUAGUCUUGUACAUCGGCUUAUUCAUCAAAAAAAAAAAAAAUUUCUU
Messenger RNA from Musa acuminata subsp. malaccensis (wild Malaysian banana), 3872 nucleotides. Its product is annotated as ATPase family AAA domain-containing protein At1g05910. The record is from RefSeq and is a predicted model, not a curated record. Gene Ontology annotation, cellular component: nucleus. Gene Ontology annotation, biological process: positive regulation of transcription by RNA polymerase II. Gene Ontology annotation, molecular function: chromatin binding; histone binding; ATP hydrolysis activity. Lineage: Eukaryota; Viridiplantae; Streptophyta; Magnoliopsida; Zingiberales; Musaceae.